GAUUAUCCUGUUCAGAAGUUUACAUCCCACUGGCUCUUAAUGUAUUGUGUUGCCUUCUUGAGCUUCAGUGAAUGUUUGCACCUUAUGUAAUAGUUGUGUACGAGUCCCUCAGGUGUCCUCAGUGUGAAAAGAUGGAUCUCAACAUCAUAUAGCCACUGUCGGAAAGGGGUCAGAUAUACAGAAGAUGCUGGAAAAGCAAAGAAUGUACAAGACCUGGAGGAUUUUUCUGAAAAACAGUGGGCAGUUUAACUGCUCAGGACAAACAAGGGACUCAUGAACAACUAUCACAAAACAUAAAAACAGUUGUGGAUCAUCCAGAUUCUCAGUUUCCUAUUGACAUAUCUGGUGUGGAAAAAGAUCAUGACUUCCUGGAUAAAGAUCUGGUGGAGCCCCUGUGCCGGCGACUUCAAACUCUAAACAAGUGUGCCUCCAUGAAACUGGACGUGGGCUUUCCUAAGAAGAGAGACUGGGUUAUAAAUACACCACCAGUAAAACAUUUGGACACAUCUGUUCAUAGAAGGAAUAGAAGAAUGGAAUCAUGCAUUGCCUAAGGAAAGUAAACAAAUCAAAAUUAUUUUAUAUUUAAACAUUUUAACAAUAUUUCUGACCAAUAAAUGAAGCUUUGCACACUCUUGGCAUCUUCUCAGACAGCUUCAUGAGGAGUUUUACUCAGGAGGCUUUUCUAGGCCAAGCUUCUCACUGCUUCUUUUACGUUCUGAAUGAAAGCUACUGUUUGGGGAAACUAUUUAAUUUGAAAUAAAACUACUUACAUAAAACCACCUAUGUAUAGAUGUAUUUUGAUUCAGAAAUAAAUUUAUACAUGGCUAUUACCUUUAGUAUUUACUAAAAUUUACUAUUUACUGUUUACUGUCUUAUAAACAAAUUCCAAGUGCAAAGCCUUUAUCAAAUGUUCUUUACAACAAUGUAAUAUUUACUCUAUAUGCAAUCUAGUGUGUCAGAACAUUUGACUGGUAGUGUAAUACUGAGGUGUUAUAUAAACAGCAGUGUGAGUUGUGUUGUCAUAUAAUUGCACUAUAAAAUAUCCUUUAUGUGUCUUGAACUAUAUCCGCUUUCCCAUAAAACCCAAAUGCCCCCCAAUUUCAGGAUAUAAAGCACCUCAGUUAUAUUAUAAUAAGGGCAAUUUAAGUGACUGUUUCUAUGGUAAGCUACCCUGAGUAGGAUAAAGCCAUUACAGAAGAUGAAUAAAUGAUUACUAUGACCCUGGCAGAAAGUGAUUACCAUGAAGUCAUGUAUCAUCAGCUUUUUGUGAAGGAUGUUUCAUCUGACAUAAAGGAACUGUUAAUUAUUAUGCACUUCAGUUUAAUACAAUAACAGAUUUUCUCAGGAUCACAUUUGUUGCCACUGUGCUACUCCUAGACUGAUACACCAGGUUCUACUGAAAGCCUUCAUAUAUCUGUGUCUUCCCUAUCCCCUUUCUCAUUUGUCCUUCUUCCAUUGUUGUGAUUUAUGUAGGAUCAGUAAUUAUGACUUUCAUGGUCGUUCUGAAAUACAGACAGGUGACAAAUUGAAGAGAAAAACAUAAAUUGUCAUAGUAAGAUGUGGGGCCAGCAUGAAUCAGCAGAAUGCACUCCAAAGCACCUUGGCACAGAUUCUCUGGACCUGUACUGGAGGGAUGAACACCAUUCUUCCAAAAGAUUCCCUCAGUUGGUGUUUGACGAUGGUGGUGGAAAGCGCUGUGUUACAUGUCAGUCCAAAAUUUCUCAUAGGUUUUCGACUGGGUUGAGAUCUGAUUCAAAGGCCGUGGCAUAUGAUUUACAUAGUUUACUCAUCAAACCUUUCAGUGAGCCCUAAUGCAAAAUGUCCUCCACAAUAUAAUAGGCACUUUUUUUUUAAUUGUCACCUGUCUCUGUUUUCCACACACUUCUUUAAGGCCAUUUUAAUUUAAUUUACUCCCAUGUGGCUAAACACACACAAACUGUCUUGCAGAGUGAGGACUCUGAUGAGGACGACCUGCUGGCCAUCAGCAACAGAUGGACAUUUGAGUGGAGCAGCCGCCGCUGGUCUCGCCUGCAGGACAUCGACCUAAUCCUGGGGGCAAGAGAUCGGCGGAGGACUGUGAGCAGUGAGAGUGUCCUGACUGAUCUGAGCGAACCUGAGAUCUGCUCGCUUCACAGUGAAGACUCACUGUCUGUCAUGCCUGAGUCUGCAUCCCUCAGCCCACUAAGCAUGCCCCAGUACCAAGACCUGCCACGCUACAACACACUUCCCGCAAAGAGUGGCCGACACGGGCGCACACGCGCCAAGGACUUCCUUCGGAGAAUGGAGACCCUGGGCCGCUCAUGGGGGGCAUUGCGGACAUGUCCAGAGCGGCGUUCCAUGACAAUUAGUGGGCCGAUUUUGCAGAGCGAACCAGAAGCUCUAAGAACACUACGCUGCAUCCAGAAUUUUAAUGGAGAGCCAGGUAAUACAGAAAACACACCCACUGCUAGCAACUGCUCAUCCAUUUUCACUAAUACUGAAGAGAUCAGCCAAGCUGAGGCUGGCAAAAGCAUUGAGAGCACACCCAACUUGAAGGAGCAUAUUCCAGAAGCACACAACACCAGCAAGCGUGCAGGCAUGUAUCUGGAGAAUCUGAAUGUCCUUUGUCAUGACACCCAGAGGCGGAAAUCAGUAGAACAGAAUCGCAGGAAUGAAUUUCACUCUUACGAGGAUUUGAUGGUACACAUCCCAAAGGACCACAAGCCCGGAACUUUUCCCAAAGCGCUGUCUAUUGAGAGUUUGACUCCAGCCAAUGGGGAGGGAGGAAAAUGGAGAGUUCAAGAAUCAGAGCAGCAUCAGCAAAUGAGGAACAGGAAAUGGGCAGGGCGAGAGAACCGACCAAUGACACGCUGUUGCCCACGAAGCAGUCGCAUUAGCAUUUAUGACAAUGUACCAGGUUCACACCUGUAUGCUAGCACUGGAGAUCUGGUGGACCUGGAGAAGGAGGAGGACCUGUUCCCACACCUGGAUGACAUCCUGCAGCACGUGAAUGGCCUGCAGCAGAUCGUGGAUCACUGGUCCAAAAACGUGCUGCCUGAGGGAGAAGGUGAGGGUGACAGGGGGCAGGACCAUGCAAUGAUGGAUGCUCAGUCUUCCAGUCAGAUCACGUUGGAUUUUGAAGGGACCUCAGUGAACACACCUAGUGAUGGAGACAGAGAUGGAAUGUCUUUGAAUGAAACGGAUGCUUCAAGCACAAGAGAGAGGCGGGACUCAGGGGUUGGUGCAUCGCUCACACGGCCUCGUCUCAGGUGGCCCAGCUUCAGGAUGUCCAAUCGCCUCAGCCAAUCAGGAACUUCAUUACAGAUCUCCAGCCAAUCAGCAGGCCAGCUCAGCCUGUUGCAGAAGUUCUCACUUCUGCGCCUCACAGCCAUCAUGGAGAAAUAUUCAAUGUCCAACAAGCAUGGCUGGACGUGGUCAGUGCCAAAGUUCAUGAAGCGAAUGAAGGGACCAGACUACAGGGAUAAGGGUGUGUAUGGAGUGCCUCUGAUUGUCCAUGUGCAACGGUAUGGUCAGCCUCUACCUCUCUGCCUGCAGCUAGCGCUGCGCUACCUCCGGAGGCAAUGCCUUGACCAGGUAGGGCUUUUCCGUAAGUCUGGGGUGAAGUCUAGGAUCCAGGCUCUGAGACAGACAUGUGAGAGUUCUCCAGAGAAUGUAGACUAUGAGGAUCAGUGUGCAUACGACGUGGCCGACAUGGUGAAGCAGUUUUUCCGAGACCUUCCUGAGCCCCUCCUCACCAGCAAACUUGGAGAGACCUUCCUCCAUAUAUAUCAGCACGUCCCUAAAGAGCAGCGCUUGCAGGCAGUGCGAGCCGCCAUUAUGCUAAUGGCAGAUGAGAACCGUGAAGUGCUGCAGACCCUACUCUGUUUCCUGAGUGAUGUCACUUCCUCUGUAGAGGAGAACCAGAUGACUCCAAUGAACCUAGCUGUGUGCCUCGCGCCAUCUCUCUUUCAUCUGAACAUUAUUAAGAAUGACAACCUUUCACCAAGGUCAAUCCAGCGGAAGUACGCCACAGGACGCCCUGACCAAAAGGAUCUUAAUGAGAAUUUUGCUGCCACUCAGGGGCUUGCCCACAUGAUCACUGAGUGCAACCGACUCUUUGAGGUCCCUCAGGAGAUGAUUGCUCAGUCAAGGAACUCAUACAUGGAAGCUGAGGUAUUAGCGCCCCCUUUGGACGACCUUUGCAAGCAGCUACAGCCGCAUGUGGAAGAAGAAGAAGAGGAGGAGGAGGAGGAUGAGGAAGGUUCCUAUUGUUGCCACAUGGAGGGAUUGAUCCAAAGCUUGCUAAAAGAGGCCAGAGAUAAGGCCAAGUGCUGGGUGAGCCAACCCACUAUUGACAAUGUGGAGCUUGCAUUCAGAAAGGUAGGUGACGGAACUCCACUGCGGCGGUGGCGCAUCUCGGUCGAAGUGGAGGCUCCACCGUCUAUGCUGCUGAACCGGGUUCUGCGAGAGCGCCACCUGUGGGACAGUGAUCUCCUACAGUGGAAAGUCCUGGAAACACUGGACAAGCAGACUGAAGUGUAUCAAUAUGCUCUCAACAGCAUGGCCCCUCACCCCAGCAGAGACUUUGUGGUACUCAGGAUGUGGCAGACAGACCUACCAAAGGGUGUGUGUGCAUUAGUGACAGUUUCUAUUGACCACGAGGACAGUGCACCUAUGGGAGGGGUUCGGGGCAUCGUUUUGGAGUCACACUACCUACUUGAGCCCUGUGGGUCUGGAAAGUCGAGACUCACACACAUCUGCAGAGUGGACCUCAAGGGGAAGUCUCCUGAGUGGUAUAACAAAGCCUUUGGCCAUAUAUGUGCUGCCCAGGCAGCUCGCAUUCGCAGCUCCUUCCAACCUCUGGACACUGAAGGCCCCGAGACCAAGAUCUGAGACUGGCUAUGCAGUACAGCCUGGAAUCCAUGGUUUGAACCAGGAUCAGUGUUACAAACAGGGUUGAUAUUAUGGUUUGUACUAGGAUCACAUUUAGGACCAAGGUUUGGUCUAGGACCAGGGUCAGAAACAGGGUUAGGAUCAGGUUUUAAAUCAGGGUUUGGACCAUGUGGCAAACUUUGUAUGCUGAAACUAAUGAAGUAAUAUUCAGAGAAAGGUCAGAAAGUAGUAAAGUGAUCAUUUGAAUGAGAAUGUAAAGGUGGAUCUCUAGUAAGUGUUAAUGCUGGAAAUACAAGCAUGAUGAAACAUUUUCAUAGAUAUAAUGAAAAUGCCUCAAGAGGUAUUCACGUGAAACACUAAUGCUUAGUUGGCUAUAACCCCUGUGAAGGUAUUUAAUCAUCCAUCUUAUUUGAAAUAUAUAGAACUAGUGCUAGUCAAGACAACUGGACUUGUGGUCUAAUCAAAAGAUUAACUUUUUAGUCUAAAGGCAUUUCACCAUGGAGUUGAGUCUUUUUGACAUACUGCUGUGGGAAGUGUUUAACUCAUAUCUGAUGGCAGUUAUUAACUGGACAAUAUUUCCACAGGCAUAAGGUUGAAGGAGGGCACUUAUUUUUGAAUAGUCAAAACUGCCAGCUUCAGAGUUUUUUUUUGUUGAACGUGGAGUGGAAAUGGGAAAGAAAGGCCAGAAAGAAAGUGAUACGAGGCUCUGCAGCAUCUCAGCUUAGCUUAUAGAUUCAGACAUUGUGAAAAGAUCUUCACAUCCUGGAUUUAACUCCUGCAGAUAUCUGUCUGUUGAGCAUAGUACUGUACUAAUACCUAUAGAUUAGAUUAUGCUUAAGCAUGCAAUGCUGCGUUUACCAUCACAUCAAACCAAUCCUAGGAAUAAAUAAGGGAGAUUAAUAAGGGAGAUUCAUUAAAUGCUUGGUGUAGCACUAAAAUAUCACUUAUGCCGUUGCAUUUCCCACUGAAACAGUAGGUAGAUCAUUUUAAAUGAUUUUCAGAGAUUAUGUAUAUUAAUUGUGGAACGGUGGGAAGAAAAUCCCAAUCGUGAUUUGUGUCUUAACGUCAUCGGUUUCUUUUAAAAAGGCCACUAAGUUUAAAAUAAAUCUAGCAUAACACUUUUUGGUGGCAUCAGCAUCUGUACCAGUAUAUCAUAAUGUAAGUAGUAUAACUAUUUCAGAUUUCUUUAUCCCAAUAUACUAGUACUCUGUGGUUCAUUUUACCCCAGAGAGCCUCUUUAAAUUCUCAAAGAAUUUAAAGAAAACUAGUUGGGACAGAUAUUGAAUACAGCUUCAUAAAGCCAGCUGUGAAUUAUUAUUAUUAUUAUUAUUAUUAUUAUUAUUAUUAUUAUUAUUAUUAUUAUUGGUGUUGUUAUUAUUAUUAUUAUUAUUAUUAUUAUUAUUAUUAUUUUGCUUCCAUGCUAUACAAUGUCUAGGACAUUAAUCCAUUUCACUGCUUCUGAGAAGCAUGUCUGUAUUCAUUUUUAAAUACUGUAUAGAUAGAACCAAUUGUGUCAUUGUAUAUAUUUGCAUGUGUAUGUGAAGAAGUGCACAUAUACCUAUUUUACAGUAUAUUUUGUACAUAAGUGAUGCUAAUAGGCAGAUUUACCUGCUUCCUUUGCUUAUAGUUUUUUUUUUUCUCGUGUCAUAUUGAUAUGUUGAAAAUAAUGCAAUACCAAAAUCUAUACGCUGUUGGCUGCCUCUCGAGUGGGGUGUGAGUGUGUGUGAGUGUGUGUAUGAGAUGGACGUGAGCUAUGUGGUAGUGUACGGCACCAGUGUCAGGCUCCAAAAGUAGUUUCCAAAGCUGCAGAAAGAAGAAUGGCGUCAUGAAUACUAACUGAGAGGCUACAUACAGCCGGUCGAAAGGCUAUAUACUGUGCCAAGCUGACCUGGGCCAUGUGAAAACCACCAGAAAGCAAGUCUACAUUCCUAUAUGCUUCACACACUUCACACCUUCAACCAAAUUAAUGCAAAUUUUUGUUUGCUAUCUAAAUCUUAUAAAUAAGUGUUAGUUUUGUCUUUGCUGCUUCCAGGGAUGCAAAUAUGAAUUAAGGAAAUGCCGCCAUCUCAUUAUGAUGAUCAGGUAACCAAAUGCAUUACAAGAAGCUUGUCCAUUUGAUUAUCUGGUUCAACGCUAAAUGUGAAUACAUCUGACCUCCAAGGCUAAAUAACUUUUAAAAGCUUUCCUAACAGGCAGCUAACAACAGGAUGGUGGUAUUUCCCCUAUUCAGAUAGUUAUUACCCUUCAAAGCAGAACAAAUAUGGCUAAUAUGCACAUGCAUUAUAUAGUGAAUAUUAAUUUUCCUAUUUUUUACAACGGCAGACCAGAAGCUUUCUGACUGUUUAAAUGGCCCAAGAUGAUUAGCUGUGCCCUUCAGGCUGUGGUAUGCAACCUUACAGUGAUAUUCACAGCAUGUUUCUCCUUUCUGCAUGUAGUGUGUGUGUGUGUGUGUGUGUGUGUGUGUGUGUGUGUGUGUGUGUGUGUGUGUGUGUGUGUGUUGCACCAUCUAUUUGUAAUGAAUAAAAUGAAAACCUCUGAACACA
This is a messenger RNA of Ictalurus punctatus (channel catfish), 7415 nucleotides long. RefSeq names its product StAR-related lipid transfer (START) domain containing 13a (gene stard13a). Gene Ontology annotation, biological process: actin cytoskeleton organization; signal transduction; regulation of Rho protein signal transduction. The transcript has 13 exons. The record is from RefSeq and is a predicted model, not a curated record. Gene Ontology annotation, molecular function: lipid binding; GTPase activator activity; protein binding. Lineage: Eukaryota; Metazoa; Chordata; Actinopteri; Siluriformes; Ictaluridae. The coding region runs from base 2155 to 4872 and encodes 905 amino acids.